Messenger RNA from Sardina pilchardus (European sardine), 3292 nucleotides. Its product is annotated as cytosolic phospholipase A2 zeta-like. The transcript is spliced from 20 exons. Gene Ontology annotation, molecular function: calcium ion binding; calcium-dependent phospholipid binding. NCBI's taxonomy places the organism in Eukaryota, Metazoa, Chordata, Actinopteri, Clupeiformes, Clupeidae. The record is from RefSeq and is a predicted model, not a curated record. Gene Ontology annotation, cellular component: cytosol. Gene Ontology annotation, biological process: glycerophospholipid catabolic process. Bases 112 to 2484 code for a protein of 790 amino acids.
CUGCCCUACAGUAAACACGUCGCUGAUAUAGGCUACAGUAGGGUGGCGCUUGCAACUUCAGUUUCAGACUGAUAUUGGUGAUACGCCGAGAGGUACCUGUAGGCUACCAUCAUGCCCAAGCUGGAGACUGUGCCCUAUUGGAGACUCUCUGUGACUGUCCUGCGAGCUAAACUUCAUCACUCACAUGACUACUGGUCAGAGUCAGACUGCUACGUGAUUCUGAAGCUGCCAACAUCUUCUGCCCGCCCUCACCGCACCAAGGUAGUUCCCAGCACCAACAACCCCGAGUGGAAUGCGACCUUCCACUUCCGCAUCCAGAGCCAGGUCAAGAAUGUUCUAGAAAUGCAAGUGUACGACGAAGAUCCAUUCAUGCCAGAUGAUCUCUGCUCUGUCGUCAUGUUUGAUAUCUGUAACCUCACCUUAGGCCAAAAGCAGACGAAAAUAUUCAUCAUUAAUGAGAAGAUAAAAGAUGAACUGUGGGUUGAAUUUGAGAUGGUGGAGAGUGUUGAAGAUCCUGGGAUGUACAUGUCAAACGGAGUCCUGGUGGCGGCACCACUCUCCACCCUGGAUGUCACUGCUAAAUCUCUAGGAACUGCGAUCCAGAACCUAAUACUGAAGUUGAAGGGAGCUUAUAUGGAGGAGCAUGUUUUUUCUCCUGGCCUAGUGGACUCUUUACGCUACUACAUCAACAGAGACCUGGAGACAGAACUCUCUGUGCAGGGUGACGAUACGGUUCAGCCAAUCAGUCUCUCACCGGAUUCUUUGAGGCCAGUCAGUUCUAAGCAGGAGCUUAAAUUGCCUGUUGGAAAGGAUUUUGUUGACCUGGAACUGAAGAGUGAAGAAAGCUCUGAGCAGGAGCUGGCGGUGCGUCUGGACUUUGACAUCUCAUCAGCGGAGAAGCACUUCCUGGAGAAGAGGAAGGUGGUGGUGGGUCGGGCUCUACAGAAGCUGCUGGAGCUCAGCUCUCCUCCAGACACAGAUAAGGUCCCCCUGGUGGGUGUGGUUUGCUCAGGGGGAGGGACCAGAGCGAUGGCUGCCACCUUUGGAAGUCUGAAGGGUCUCCAGACUUUGGGGAUCUUGGAUGCUGUCAGCUACAUCACCGGGGUAUCUGGGUCCACAUGGGCCAUGUCUGUCCUGUACGAUAAUGCUGAUUGGUCGCAGGGAGACCUUAGCACGAUCACUGAGCCAAUAAAAGCUGAGAUGAUUAAGAGGUACCAGGACAUCCUGUCCACUGAGCAGCUAUCAUACUACUUCGAGGAGAUGAACCUUAAAGAGAAGGAGGGGCAUCCGGUGACCUACAUUGACAUGUGGGGUCUGGCGAUCGAGCACCUCAUCCAUGGGAAGAAAUGGGAGACUACCCUCUCUGACCAGAGGAGGGCGCUAUCAGAGGGACAGAAUCCUCUGCCCAUCUACACAGCCGUGAACACGAAGACCAAAAGGAGUGUCACAGAGAAAGAGUGGUGUGAAUUUAACCCAUAUGAAGUCGGCCUUCCCAAGUAUGGUGCAUUUGUGCCCACUGAGGACUUUGGCAGUGAGUACUUCCUAGGUCAUCGGGUCAAGAGACUACCAGAGAUUCGACUGCCUUUCCUGAUAGGAAUGUGGAGCAGUGUGUUCUCCCUCAACCUGACUGAUCUGUGGCGACAUACCACUGGCUUUGCUCCAUCCUGGAUAGGUGGUGGGCCUGAUGUGACUAACACAGAGACUGACAGCAGGCCAUCCACACUGGACACCUUCCUGAUCAAACCAGCCUCCUACAUCACACAGAGCAUCACCGGCUUCUUCACCAGCCGACCAAUCGUCACCCAGAUUUACAACUUUAUGCGAGGCCUCUAUCUCCACUGGGACUACAACAGCAAGUCCGGUUUCACCGUUGGACAAGACACACACCCUGAUGCAUUUCCAAACCAGCUGACCCCAGCUGACCAAUUCCUGGAUCUCGUGGACGCAGGGUUUUCCUGUAACAUGGCGUUUACCCCUGUGCUCCGAACCCACAGACGCAUGGACCUUAUCCUGUCCCUCAACUACUCCUGGAAUUCAGACCAGUUUAAGGUGCUGAAGAAAACUCAGCAACACUGCACUGAUCACAAGAUCCCGUUCCCUCAAGUCGAUUUCAGCCGUGUGGAGAAAGAGCCCAUGAAGGAGGUGUACGUGUUUGAAGACAAGAAUAAUCCCAAAGCUCCCAUUGUGGUUCACUUCCCCAUGGUCAACCUCACCUACAGAGAGUUCAAAGCCCCAGGUGUCCAGCGAGAAGGGGCAGACGAACUGAAACAAGGAGACGUGGACGUCAGCACUGACGAUUCACCUUAUCACACUAUGAACCUGGCCUACCAGCCUGAGGACUUCCAGAAGCUGAUGGAUCUUUCUUCCUACAACGUCCUGAAGAACAGCGACAUCCUGCUGUCAGCUCUACGCAGGGCGCUACAGAGAGAGAGAGUCCAUGAGGACGAAGAUGAGGAUGGACACAAAGACCACUCCUGCGCCUGAGGAGACCCCUCUGCGUCUGCCAUUUACCGGUAUAUAGGAAUGACCAUGGCUACAAAGCAACGUAAUUUAUUCUCAGUCAUAUUACAUGUUAAAGCAAUGCUGCGCUGGAGGAGUUUGCAGCUUUUUAAGCUUUGGAUAUCAUCAUUUUGGUAUUAUCAUCAUCUGUACAGUAACUCAUGUCCAUUCUAUUCACGUGGAAAAACAUAAAAUCUAUAAAGAAUCUAUACAUUCUUUAUAGAUCAGUGGGAACAAGCCGGAGAGAACAAGGAGAGAGGUUGAGAAGGGGCCUUACCAUGUACUUGCCAUGCAGUUAUCUCUCUUCCCUGCUCUACUUCCAGCUUAUUCUACCACAUUCUCCCUCUUAUACAUUUCCAUUAGUACUUUAACUUGUAGCUUAAUGGCAGUCAAAGUAUAGCCAAUGUGGGUUAAUGCACCUCACAAAUUAGCACUGUGUCCUUUUUUAAUUGUGUAGUGUACACUAUUUUGUUCGACAUAUCUUGCAUAUGCUGUACGGUAAUUUCCUAUAUAUUACAAUACACAAAACACAUCUGGGAAUAAUUUACACAUGUAAGGCAGCACCUCAGUGAGGCACCUGCUAGGCGUAUGGUGGCAAGUACAGUGCAGAUACACACACACACUAUGUUUUUAGUUUAUUUAUCCAUUUUAGAUUUAUUUAAUCAUAUUUAUCUUGCUUUUAGAGUGUGAAAGGCAUGUGUGCAUGUAUGUAUGUAUGUAUGUGUGUACUGUAUGUAUGUAUGUAUGCUUGUAGUACCCAAUCACAUAGUUCUAUAAGUUCCCCCACAGGAAA